Messenger RNA from Fonsecaea erecta, 3225 nucleotides. RefSeq lists its product as hypothetical. The coding region runs from base 1 to 3225 and encodes 1074 amino acids. The transcript has a single exon. Gene Ontology annotation, molecular function: protein binding. The record is from RefSeq and is a predicted model, not a curated record. Lineage: Eukaryota; Fungi; Ascomycota; Eurotiomycetes; Chaetothyriales; Herpotrichiellaceae.
AUGUCCGACCAACCACCACCACCAGCCUCGCGGCGCCCUCAUGAUAAUGUCACAUCAGCAGCAGCAGCAGCGACGCUGGGUUCCAUGCCGUCCGAGAUCCUACAGCAGAUCUUCAACCUCAGCACCACGCCGUCCUUCUUCCAGCUCCUGCAGGUCAACCGCCGCUUCUUCUCUCUGGCGUCGCAGAGUCGCGAAAUCAUCCUGCACCACCUCCGCCACAUGCCCGGGAUCAAGCUGGGCUUGGAGCACCACUCGAAUACCACCGACUACCUGUUCCUCAUAUUCCGGCAGCGCGCGGCGUCGCACCUCUACGGCGUCAAUUUCACCGCCGACUGUCGCAGCUGGGCACUCUCCGCUCGCAGCGGCGGCACCCUCGACCCGGGGGCGUCGUGCCUCGGCGUCGAGAGCGAGUGGGGAAACAACGUGUGUCUCGUCCGGAAGAACAGCCUCCGCAUCCGCAUGAACUGCCACAACGACUUGCCCGGCGACAUCAUCGAGUCCCCCUACGGGGAUGGCCAGGCGAAAAUCAUCCAGGUCGUGCAGAAGAGCCAUUACAUCACCGUACUCUAUGCGUGGACGCCACCUAAAGAUGAUCCCGCCCACGACACGUCCCAUCCCGAGCCGACGACGGUCAAGCUGUCGGUGAGAGAGGUUCUCGAAGAGCACGCGGCCAGGCAGCAUCGGUCUAGCAGGUAUCGUCGGCCUCCGUCGUCCACCAAGCAGCAGAAUAACCAGUCCAAAACGUCCCCCUCGCUUGCUCGGGUGCGCUACCACCUCCUCCAUUACGACAUGUUCCGGAGCGAGAAGCCCGUCUUCUUCCCCAUACCGACACACAAGUCCAUCAACGACAACAUCCUGGUUCCCGUCCACCUGGCCGUCCACAACCGUCUCGAGUGCGCCAUUCUGUGGGAUGUCCCAGACACAAUGACUCCGUCGCUCGAUGCGACAGUCUGUCUCUACACCACCGACCACCUCCCGCGGGACGAGCAGGGCGCAUACGACGUCUGGGUUCUCUAUCCGUUUGACCGUCCCAGUGCCAACUACCGGUCGCGGUCAGGUGAUCGACUUGACUCUGCGAGGGAGAAUUCAGACGACGACAUUGACGGGAGCGGAAUCACCUACACCGUCACCGCCGUCCGCGAAAAGUUCCACCGCAGCGGCUACGACGUCGGCCAGGACUUGCGGCUGUUGUACUUUCCACUGCGACCACGGGCCAUUGCAUUCUUCAAAGAGGGCCGACGCCUGUCCCUCUACGCCCCCGGGUCGAGCGUGCCGUUCACCACGCUGUUGGCCAACGAAGCCCUCCGCAGCCGCGUUCUUAGCCGAUUGGCGUCUCCCGUCGCGAACUAUCGAGCGCACAGCGACUCGUUGAGCUUGCUGCGUCGACGCGUCCGACGGACAAACAACACGUCCAUCGUGGGCGCCCACUUCACGCUCGGCCUGCCGUUCUUCACUACCCACCAGCCGGGUUUCUCAUCCGGCGGCGCGGAUCCAGACCCCAUGAUGCCCGAGGUGGCAUGCGUGAGCCACAUGCUGUGCCUGGGCGCGGCGAAGCUCCCGUCAUUUCGCCGUUUUACCGAGCAGGGUGUCUUUGUCGAGACCGGCCCGCAGGUCCUCACGAUCGUGCAGAUCCGCAAGCACGUCCUCUACGACGAUUGUCCGCACACGAAAUCCAAGGAUGAUCUGCCCCCUCUGCCCCGCCCGCCACAGGACUACCGGACGAGACGAGAUUCGACGGUACUUCUGUAUCCCACGGCCGGGCCCCUUUCCGACGUCGUCAUCGCCCCCGAAGUCGGGAACGAUGACGACGAUGCUGUUGGCAACAACAAUUUUACCGACAAUGACACUGAACCGGACGUUGACGCCGUUUCCGACACAGAUGUCGACGACGCCGACGCUGACAGCCUGCGGGGAACAGACAUGCGUGUCGCGGCGAGAUUGUGGGGGUGGACUCCCCAACGCACCACGCUGACAGGGUUGGAUACCGUAUGCAUCUCCCCCCGCGGGGAGCGGAUCGCCGUCGCACAGUGGGACCGAGUGCUCGUCUAUGCUCUGGAUCCCCGGGAGCUGUGUGACGAAAUAUGGGACCAGGACAGUGACUUUGAGGAUUUCAUGAGCGAAGGGGAAAGCAGCUCAGAGAGCGGUAGCGAGAGCGAGCACGACGAUGCCGACGAUGCCGACGACAACGACGCAAGCGUGGUGAGUGUAGCACCAGACGGCGUCCCCGAGGACGAUCACACAACCCAAGAUCCAGCCGCAGCUUCGGCUGCAGCACCACCGCCGAAAGUAGCCGCACCUGUCGCCUCAAGCACAUCCUCUUUGGAUUCGUUGGCAAACUUGUUGCACUUUUAUCCGCACACGAAUGACGGCUGGCCUCUCGAACGGAUCGUCGAGCUCCGUCCGCUCGUGCUGAAGAUGGAUGGUGGAGCGGUGGUUCGGAAGAUGAGCUGGGCAUUGGGAAAGUUGGUGCGAGAUGACGAGGAGUGUAGUAUCGAUGCAGCAGAAAUCCGCGGAAAGGCAGAGGACGCGGAAGGGCCAGCGGACGAGACUGCAGGGGGGUCGAAGGAAAAGGAAAAGGAAGACGUGGAGAGCAACAAGAGCAACAACACGGCACGGCUGACUCCGCGACGGCUCGAUGCUAGAACAUCAGCAGAUGCUGGAAGUUUCGACCCCCAGGACCGGCAGCAGCUGCAAAACCAACCGUCACCAAUAUCAGAUGUACAGACUGCCACUUUCUCGCGGGAUAUAUACAACAAAGAGCUAGGAGAUGAUUUGAAUACUGUCUUCCAUGACAUACCUCCAGCGCCCUUUUCGGACACCAAAUUGAUCGGCCAGAUCAAACACAUUGCGCGUCCUCCCGAGUAUCACAACUCCUCCAACAAAGUGGUCCUCGACUCUCCUGAGCUGAGACCCCACAAUCCAGCAGUGCUAGACUCCGGCAAGGGUAAAGAAACCGAGCUAGUAGAGAAUUCACCAGGAGGAAGAAGGGACGAGUUCCGUGAUAUGACAACAGAUCAUGAACGUGGAAUGUCUCCGGUUCCAGAGCGGUGUGAAUCGGGAGAAUCGGAACCAGUGCACAAGCGCAAAAGAAAUCCACGGAGGAGGGUUGCCGAGAAUGAAUUAGUCGUCCUGACUGACAGAGGGUUACAAGUCUGGGAUCUCAGCGUCUGGGGACGAGGCAGGCGAAUCCGUCGUGAGCUUCCGAGUGAUGAUAUUCUGCAUUAG